AUGAGACGCGAACAUACUCCUCUAGGAUUUAAGGAAACCAGCCGGUCACCGCUAACGUUUAAAUCAGAAUCAUGUAACUCGAUCAUUACCAUACGAGUUUUAGAUGAGAAUAUUGUUCAUGUCAGACAUUUACCACCUGCACCAGCUAAAGCCUUGCCAGUGACACACAGUAUUGCAACUGGAGAUAUUCCAGUCACAGGACGCUUACGAGACGACAUACCGAAGGGCUUUGAGUGUCCUGUACCCAGCAUCUCUCAUAAUGAGAAUGUAUAUACCGUGGCAACAUCAGAGGUCACUAUCAAAGUGUCGAUACAGGAUGAAGGAGAUCUGACAAUAUCGUGGUCUGGAGUCAAUGAGAAAAUGCCAUUUUUAGAGGAUCUAAAUCAUCGAGCUUACGCGUAUGAUAAAGGUGGAAAUGGUGUUUGGCACCACGUAAGACGCCAGCCUGAUGAUUUACACUAUGGAUUGGGAGAACGCAGCUCGCUACUACUUAAUCGAAGACGAUUUCGACUAGAGUGUCUAGAUGCAUUGGGCUACUUGGCUGAUAGUGGCGAUCCACUUUACAAGUUCAACCCAAUAUAUAUCACACUCAAUAAAACAACUAUGGCUACCUACGGUGUAUUUUAUGACAAUCUGUCAACCGGAUAUAUAGAUUUUGGAUGCGAACAAGAUGCCUUUUGGGGUGAUUACAGAGCUUAUUAUGCAUCGCAGGGUGCACUUGACUAUUAUAUUGUAUAUGGUGGGAAUCAGGGCAAUAUGGAACGUGUUAUUGAAGGAUUUACAAAGCUGGUUGGAUUACCUCAAGUACCGCCUAAAUAUGCUUUUGGAUAUUUGGCUAGUUCCAUGGGAUAUGCCGAGUCGGAUGACGCACAACAACUGUUGGAAGCAUUUCCUGACUUGUGUCGCAAGCAUUCAAUUCCUUGUGAUUUAAUUCAUCUAUCAUCUGGCUAUACAGUGGACGAAAUAACUGGUGCACGAAACGUUUUCACUUGGAAUAGGAAGCGAUUCCCGAAUCCACAACGACUUUUUGCAAAUCUACGUAAUGCUGGCAUUAGAGUUACUGCCAACAUCAAGCCAUGGCUUCUAUCUCAGCAUCCCAUGUAUUCAGCUGUAGCUGCAGCCAAAGGAUUUGUAUGGGAUUGUGAUGAGGAUGCUCCUAGUGUCAUGAGAUUUUGGUCGGCUGGAGGUGGAGAUCACGCUAACGGAUCUUACUUUGACUUCACAUCGAAAGGCGGAUGGGACUUUUGGUCUCAGGGUGUCGCAUCGCUUCUAGACAUGGGGAUUGAGAGUAUAUGGAAUGAUAAUAAUGAAUUCGGUAUAAACGAUGACAUGCACACAUAUGCACUUAAAUCACUAGGAAGUAGUAAAACACCCGUUGGACUAGCAGGUCGCACUCUACAAACCUUCUUGAUGGCAAAAUGCUCGUAUGAUACCAUGGUAUCCAAGUUUCCAAAUCGGCGACCAUUUUUGGUAACUCGGUCUGGUUCGCCUGGCAUUCAUCGAUAUGUAUCCAUGUCUUGGUCGGGAGAUAAUACAACGUCUUGGUCGACUCUGAAACAUAAUAUAGCUACGGGUUUAGGAGCUGGAUUAUCACUGUUACCGUUUUAUGGACAUGAUAUUGGUGGAUUUGUAGGUCCUCGACCAUCACCUGAAUUAUUUGUCAGAUGGGUGCAGAAUGGAAUCUUUCAUCCGCGAUUUACCAUUCAUUCGUGGAAGGACGAGGGGAUAACAGAACCGUGGAUGUAUCCAGAGGUUUUACCAAUUGUGCGAGACGCCAUUCAGUUUCGAUAUAAAUUGCUACCACAUCUCUACACACUGGCCCAUGAAGCUAAUCGUACGGGGCAUCCCGUAAUACGACCACUCGUAUACCACUUCCCUAAAGAUCCGUAUUGUCAAUCUGCAUCGUUUGAAUUCAUGUUAGGACCAUUCCUUCUCAUAGCCUCAGUAUUAGAAGAAGCUGCUGUAUCCAGACAAGUGCAUCUUCCAUUUGGUGUAGACUGGUGCUGUAUUUGGAGUGGUAUGUGGUAUAAAGGUGGUAGCGAUGUCGUUGUAAAUGUACCAUUAGAACAACAUGGUGCAGUCUUUGCACGAUCUGGUAGUCUAAUACCCACUGGAGGUUUAAUGAACUAUGUUGGUGAGAAGGCUGAUACUGAACGUCUUAUUUACGUCUAUAUUGGCGCUCAAGACUAUGGGCGUUGGGAGUAUAUCAUGAUGGACGAUCAAGGUGAAAAUGUAGAUGGGAGAUUAAGCAUGGUCGCCGUUUAUGCUGAAUGCGACGAAGGUGAUAAUGUUGUCAGAGUCGGUGUAGAUGUGCUGGUUGAUGCUGGUGUUGGUAUAGCUUAUUCCAGGGUAUGGUUCGUUUUGCCUCACGGAGAUAGCAGGACUAUGGUUCCUAUCGGGACUGAUGCAGGACAACGUACAGGAGACGAUGGCCGUACCCAUGUGGGCGUUCGAAUCCUCCGACAGCUGUCAGAUCUGUAA
Messenger RNA from Synchytrium microbalum, 2481 nucleotides. RefSeq lists its product as uncharacterized. Lineage: Eukaryota; Fungi; Chytridiomycota; Chytridiomycetes; Synchytriales; Synchytriaceae. The transcript has 4 exons. Gene Ontology annotation, molecular function: carbohydrate binding; hydrolase activity, hydrolyzing O-glycosyl compounds. The coding region runs from base 1 to 2481 and encodes 826 amino acids. Gene Ontology annotation, biological process: carbohydrate metabolic process. The record is from RefSeq and is a predicted model, not a curated record.